Molecule: messenger RNA, 1122 nt
Organism: Scomber japonicus (chub mackerel)
Lineage: Eukaryota; Metazoa; Chordata; Actinopteri; Scombriformes; Scombridae
Product: zgc:171566
Exons: 9
Coding region: 5-964 (319 amino acids)
Biological process (GO): tetrahydrofolylpolyglutamate metabolic process
Cellular component (GO): vacuole
Molecular function (GO): gamma-glutamyl-peptidase activity
Source: RefSeq, a predicted model, not a curated record
UUGGAUGUGUCGUCCGGCUGCAGCGGUGUUUGCGGUGCUGUCCGCCUGCCUCUGGUACGGUCCGCCUCUGUGCGCGGCCGGGAGAAGCCAGAACCUCAAUUACCGGCCGGUCAUCGGUGUGUUGGCACAGGAAAAUCUCCCAGGUGACCAGUUUGCACGUGGCUCCUCUUACAUCGCCGCCUCAUACGUCAAAUACCUGGAGGGGUCUGGGGCCAGGGUUGUUCCCAUCAGAAUCAAUCGCACAGAAGAAGAAUAUGCAAAGAUAUUCAACUCAAUAAAUGGGUUGCUGCUGCCGGGAGGAGAUGUAGACAUUCAGACAUCCCAGUUCAGUCGAGCCGCAAAGAUCUUUUAUAACCUCGCUCUGAAGGCCAACGAUGCUGGAGACUACUUUCCUAUCUGGGGAACUUGUCAGGGUUUCCAGCAGCUGACUGUCCUCACAGCCAAUAAAAACCUGCUGACCCUCACUGAUACCAAGGCUGUGGCUCUACCUCUCACUCUCACACCAGCGGCCCAAUCCAGCCGUUUGUUCCGAGGGUUUCCGAAGGAUCUGCUGCAGUCUCUGGCUGAGGAAAACAUCACUUCCAACUUCCACAGCUGGAGUCUGUCUAUGCAGAACUACAGUCGGACUAACAAGCUGAAGAGGUUUUACAAGAUCCUAUCCACCAACAAUGAUGGAAAGAAAGAGUUCAUCUCCACCAUGGAAGCCUACCGUUACCCAUUUUACGCCGUGCAGUGGCAUCCGGAGAAAAGCCCCUUUGAGUGGAUAGAUAAGCCUGGCAUGGUUCACUCCAGCUCUGCUGUAAGAGCCAGCUUCUACACUGCCAGCUUCUUUGUUUCUGAAGCCAUGAAGAACCACCAUCGUUUCUCCAGUCCCGUGGAAGAAGAGAGGGCUCUCAUCUACAACUUCUCUCCUGUCUUCAGAGGCAUCCAUGCGGUCUUUGUGCAGAACUAUUACUUUGAUUGAUGCACAGUAUACUGAAGACAAAACAGAACGUGGACUCAAUCUAGUCUUAACGUGUCAUCGGUAGGCCCAAGAUCAACACCAAGCUUGACAGAGUCACUUUCAGUAGCCUUGAAUCAAGUCAAUAAUUAGCAGCUUAGCUUAGCUCAUUUGCACAGUAA